This is a messenger RNA of Phaeodactylum tricornutum CCAP 1055/1, 1134 nucleotides long. RefSeq lists its product with no specific name. Gene Ontology annotation, molecular function: amino acid transmembrane transporter activity. The annotation marks the transcript as partial. Gene Ontology annotation, biological process: amino acid transport; transmembrane transport. The transcript has a single exon. The record is from RefSeq and is a predicted model, not a curated record. Gene Ontology annotation, cellular component: membrane. NCBI's taxonomy places the organism in Eukaryota, Bacillariophyta, Bacillariophyceae, Surirellales, Neidiaceae.
CUCCGCCGACACCUGACGGUGUGGGAUUUGAUACUCAUUGGAGUCGGUGGCACCAUUGGCUCCGGGAUCUUUGUAUUGACGGGACAAAUUGCCGCUCAAUCCGCUGGUCCUUUGACUUUUCUGUCCUUUGCGAUUGCCGGUAUCGCCGCUUGUUGCUCCGGCGUGUGCUACGCCGAAUUAUCGGCACGGAUUCCGGCCGCCGGAUCGACCUACGUGUACGCCUAUGUCUGUCUGGGAGAAGUUGCGGCCGUCGUGGCGGCAGCCUGUCUCACGCUCGAGUACGGCGUCGCCGGGGCGGCCGUCGCACGAUCCUGGGGUGACAAGGUCGUGCUGUGGAUGCAAACGUCCUUUGGCGUGUCCGUGGCCUCCUGGAUGAUGCCCUGGGGCGUUAAUCUUCCCGCCGCCGUCGUCUCGUUGGGAUCAACCCUUUUGCUGUUGGCUGGCGUGCAAGAAAGUAAGAAUGUUUCGAACGUGAUUACGUCGCUGAAAAUGGCGAUUGUUGCGUUCAUGACCAUUGGUGGCUUUAUCCUCUACCAAAAAGUCAACAUGCAAGCUCCGUUGGCGCCGUUCGGAGUGGACGGGGUCUUACGGGGCGCCACAACCAGCUUUUUUGGAUAUCUCGGAUACGAUGAAGUCUGUGUGGUAGCCGGGGAAGCUUUGCAUCCUGCGAGAGACAUGCCCCGAGCCGUCUUGGGGACCAUUUCAAUUGUCACGGUGUUCUACGUGUUAUCGGCGCUAGCCUUGACCGGUAUGGUGCAUUACAGCGAUAUUAGUCCGACGUCGGGCUUUCCCGAAGCCUUUGCUACCCGACACGUUAUGUGGGCCUCGCAACUGACGGCGCUGGGGGAGCUCGUUACGCUACCGGUCGUAGUACUGGUCUCCCUUAUGGCCCAGCCGCGAUUGACCUUUGGUAUGGCCAGUGAUGGCUUGCUACCGGCAAUUUUUGCCCAAGUGGAUAGCACUGGAAAUCUUCAAGGAGGAACAUUGGUUUCUGGUUUGGUCAUGACGUUCGUGGCAACGUUUAUCCCCUUUGUGUACUUAAAUGAUUUGAUCAGCGCUGGCAUUCUCCUCGCCUUUAGCAUGACCAACUCGUGUUUGCUGCUGUUGAGAUGCGAACCACCGACUCGGCAACCC